GUAUUAGAGACCAGCUACAUCAAGGCACAUAUGCUGUUUCCGUGGGACUUUGGUGCAUAGGUCUGAUCAGGGGGCUGCAUACUAUGAACCAAAAUAAAGAUCUCUUCUUGAUGCGGGCACCACUCUCGGAACAGGUAUAAACCACGAAGUGUUUCAUGACCGCCUUAUAGCUCUCGCUCGAGAGAUUUGCAUUCUAGCAUGGCAUCCAACAUGGCAUUCAACAUCGAUCUGAAUAAUUCCUUUGGUGCACUAUAUAUCGGCGCUACUAUUGGUGCAAUUUUUUUCGGUUUGAGCAAUGUCCAAGCGUUUCUUUACUUCCAGGCACACAGGGACGAGGGAAUCACAUUCUACAAAAUUGCAGUAUGCUGGCUCUGUUUUCUCGAUGCUUUGCAUGUCGCUUUGGUCAAUCACAUCAUAUACUAUUAUCUUAUCGUCAACUAUGCAAAUCCGCUAGCACUUCCCGAGAUUGUGUGGAGCUUUAAGGUGAUGAUGAUCAUCGACACACUUAUUGUGUAUACUGUGCACCUCCUAUAUCUGCAGCGGAUAUGGAUACUUAGCAAAGGGAGAACUAGAAUUUUGCCUGCGGUCAUGACGGUACCCAUUGUCUCGGUUUUAGGCGUUGCCAUCGUUCUGCUCAGGGCAAUAUUCAAGUGCCAUCUUUUUUCGGAGCUGGAUAGUAUUCGGUGGACCGUCUACCUGGGUUUGGGCGCGGUCACGUUGAUCGACAUCCUCAUCGCCACUUCAUUGUGUCACCUCCUUGCUACUGCCAAGAUGGGGUUCACUAAAACAGAUAGGACACUUCAGACGCUCGUGAGAGACAUUAUCAAUACAGGAUGCUUGACAAGUGUGUUAUCGAUGGCGUGCAUAAUCACAGGCGCAGUAAUGCCAAACAACCUCAUCUACCUUGCAAUCGAGUGGCUACUGUCCAAAUUAUAUGUGAACUCCUAUAUGGCUCUACUGAACGCGCGUUAUUACCACGAUGGAAGCGCACACACUUCACAAGCCCGACCCCCGCAAGUCUACCGCCCAGAGUUACAGGUCAAAGUUUCACAGGACGUAUUUCCCCGAAUUUCCACAUCGGACAAGUUGCAGGUCCGGGCUCCUUAUACAUUGUUCCCAUUGUUAAAUAGAUGCUGGGAAUCAUUUUUAUGAGUCUGUCCACCUAGAAAUAAUCAAAUGAGAACAUAUUUUGUGAUUUCCUGCAUAUAUACCAU
Suillus paluster is the source of this 1214-nucleotide messenger RNA. RefSeq lists its product as uncharacterized. Bases 199 to 1152 code for a protein of 317 amino acids. The record is from RefSeq and is a predicted model, not a curated record. The transcript has 16 exons. Lineage: Eukaryota; Fungi; Basidiomycota; Agaricomycetes; Boletales; Suillaceae.